CGACCGACAUCACAGCACCUAGCUAGACGUUUGCAUCUAUUGCCCCACGACGAUCCGAGAUUCGCAACCAUGUCUAUCGAACCACUGAUUACUUUCAAGGCGGGCCAGUGCGAGCUUUCUGGCAGUGCACCAAACCAGAAAGUGAAGCCGCUGCCAACGCCAGGCUACGCUUACAUCUACCGUGGCGAAGAUGAGUUUGACCACUUCUGCUGGCGAGCGCGCGAUAAAUCUUACGACGAGUGUGAACUUGACCUGAUCAUGAUUCCCGGCGACGGCUCCUUCAUACCCUACACCGGCAGUGAGCGAGCUUCCGAGUCAGACAAUGUGCGAUCGCCUACCGAUGGUCGUAUCUUUGCCCUCAAGUUCAGCUCCAGCUCACAACGUUAUCUAUUCUGGCUGCAGUCAAAGUCACAGCACCCCAAUAGCGAUCCCAGCUGGUUCAGUCAACGUGACCUGGCAAUUGGACAAAUCGUCGAUCGAGUGCUUGCUGGAGAGGAUGAUAUCGACAUACAAGCCGAGUUGGCCGCUGCCAUAGGCCGUGGCGAUGACGAAGAUGAAGCUAUGGAAGAUGUCGAAGGCACAGGACACUCUACUGACAGGAAUCGUCAUGGAAGCACUGGAGGCGCAGGUGCAGGUGCCACAGGUGGUGACGUUAGAGAAGAAGGCGAAGAGUCCCGGGAGGGUGGUGCCGAUGGCGGUCGAGCAGCUGCUUCCGGCUCGAACGAUGCUUCGGCAGUUGUCCAGAACUUCCUCAACUCCUUGAAAGGCGGGAACACAUCUGGCGGGUCUCAAUCAUCCCCAGACUCUUUCGCCACUCUUCUCGACCUUUUAUCUCCUCCUACUACCAUCCCCGUCAUCGACAAGGCACCCGACUCAUUCAUCGACGCCUUGUGUUCCCAUCUCCCGAAUACCCUAUUUCUUAUUGAACAAGAAGUAGAGGACAUUGCCGAUAUCGACCCUGAAUCCGAGACAGCCAAGAUGGCUCUACACACUCUUGAUCAAGAGCAGAAGCGGGACAUUUUGAAGAGGGUAGUUACAAGUCCUCAGAUGAAGCAGAGUCUCGGUAGUUUGACAGUGGCUUUGCGGGACGGCGGUUUACCGAAUGUAAGCCAGGCAUUGAAGAUCGAUGUUCAGAAUGGAGGUUUCAUGAGGGGUGGCGGUAUGCCCCUUGGAGGCGGAGACGCUGUGAAGGCUUUCGUGGAAGGGGUCAAGAAGACUGUGGAAAAUGACGAUGAUGACGCAGAUGACGAUGAGAUGGAUACUGUCUAA
Molecule: messenger RNA, 1269 nt
Organism: Periconia digitata
Lineage: Eukaryota; Fungi; Ascomycota; Dothideomycetes; Pleosporales; Periconiaceae
Source: the annotation of a GenBank genome assembly